AUGAAGGUCUGUAGAAGCAGGGACAUUUAUACCAUACUCUCAAAAGCAUUGUCUUCAUCAGCCAACAGAAGAGAUCUUCAGAAACUCCACUGCCUCAUCAUCACCUACGGCUUACACGAGUCCCUGUUUUUCUCGGGAAAAUUGAUCUCCAAAUACGCCCAGCUGACAGAUCCGAAUUCUUCUUUGCUGGUUUUUCGAGAAAGUUCGCGAAUAGACAACGCGUACUUGUGGAACACGAUCAUUAGGGCAAUGACUCACAAUGGGCUAAACACAAAGGCAAUUGAAUUCUACGAGGGAAUGAGAAAAUUAGCCGUGAGGCCCGACAAGUACACAUUUCCUUCGGUUAUCAAUGCUUGUGGGAGUUUGAAGGAUUAUGAGAAAGGGAGAGUGGUUCAUGAGCAUGUUGUGGAAUUGGGUUUCGAAUUGGAUGUGUAUAUAAACAAUUCGUUGAUCGAUAUGUACUCGCGAUGCAAUGAUUUGCAGCGUGCUCGAGAAGUGUUUGAUAGGAUGCCUCAAAGAGAUAUUGUUUCGUGGAAUAGUUUGAUUUCCGGGUACACUUCCAAUGGAUUCUUUAAGGAGGCAUUGGGUAUUUAUUCUUGGUUGAGGAUGGAUGGUUUGGUCCCUGAUUCUUUUUCGCUGUCGAGUGUUUUGCUCUCUUGUGGUGGUCUGGAAGAGGUGAAACAAGGCCAGAUCGUUCAUGGUUUGGCUAAGAAAGUUGGAACAUGUGGAUAUGUGACUCUAGGUAAUGCACUGCUCUCAAUGUAUUUUAAGUUCGAGAUGUUACACGAUUGUUGGAAGGUUUUCAACGAGAUGGUUCUUAGUGAUAGUGUUACUUGGAAUACCAUGAUUUGUGGAUAUUAUGAAUCCGGCUUAUAUGAAGAGUCCAUUAAUUUCUUUUUGAAAAUGGUUAGCAUGUUUAAACCAGAUAUUUUGACGAUCACAUCCGUUCUCCGUGCUUGUACCUACAUUCGAAACUUGAAGUUGGGAACAAUUGUCCAUGAAUACUUGGUUAGCAAUGGAUAUGGGUAUGAUAUUAUAGCGAAUAAUAUAAUCAUUAACAUGUAUGCAAAAUGUGGUGAUGUGUUACGUGCUAGGAAAGUGUUUGAGAGCAUGACAAGCCAGGAUUUGGUGUCCUAUAACUCCCUUCUUACUGGAUAUACUGAAAACUGUUUCUAUCAAGAAGCCCUGGAUCUCUUUUUGAGGAUGAGAAUAACUGUUCAACCUGAUUUUGUGACAUACGUGACACUUCUUUCUAUUUGUGCGGUGCUACCUAAAGAAAAACUAACACAGGAAAUACACUGUGAUGUUAUAAAGCAAGGUUUUGAUUCCACUCAAAUUGUCGGCAAUGCACUUUUAGACGCAUAUGCCAAGUGCGGAAAAAUAGAAAAUUCACUAAAACAAUUUGAGAACAUGAAAAAUCGAGAUACUGUGGCAUGGAACUCUAUAAUUGGUUCUUGUGGUCAAACUGAGAAUUUUAGUCUUGGUUUGAGAAUGCUUAGCAGGAUGAAAAUGGAGGGGAUAAUGCCAGAUGUCCCUACAUUCUUAAGUGCGCUGCCUUUGUGUUCCUUUCUCAUUGCUGAGCGUCAAGGGAAAGAGAUGCACGGAUGCAUAUUAAAAUUGGGUUGUGAGUCAAAUAUUGCAAUUGGGAAUGCUUUGGUUGAAAUGUACUCAAAAACUGGCAGUUUAAGGAGCUCAAUAUUGGUAUUUGAGCAAAUGAAAGAAAAGGACUUGGUUUCAUGGACAGCAAUGAUAUCUGCAUACGGGAUGUAUGGUGAAGGAAGAAAAGCUCUUGAUGCUUUUGAGAAUAUGAAGAAGGCCGGUAUUAUUCCUGAUCACAUUAUCUUUAUUGCCGUCAUGUACGCAUGCAGCCACUCGGGAUUGGUGCAAGAAUGCUGGGCUUGCUUUGAGCAAAUGGGGAAAGACUACAAUAUGAAGCCGAGGCUUGAACAUUACGCUUGCAUGGUUGAUCUUCUUUCACGUUCGGGCCUUUUAACGGAAGCUGAGCAAUUUAUUCUCUCCAUGCCUUUGAAGCCCGACGUGAGUAUAUGGGGUGUCCUACUUAGCGCUUGCCGAGAAAGUGGGGAUACGGAAAUUGUGGAACGUGUAUCAAGACGUGUUCUUGAGCUAAAUUCGGAUGAUCCGGGGUAUCAUGUUUUGGCCUCAAAUGUGUUUGCUGCCUUGGGAAAAUGGGAUCAGGCAAGGAAGAUAAGAACAUCUUUAGAAGCUAAAGGACUGAAGAAAGACCCCGGUUGUAGUUGGCUGUAG
Molecule: messenger RNA, 2265 nt
Organism: Striga hermonthica
Lineage: Eukaryota; Viridiplantae; Streptophyta; Magnoliopsida; Lamiales; Orobanchaceae
Source: the annotation of a GenBank genome assembly